AGAUAACAUACAAGUAGAACAAGAAGAGAAUUAUAAGGAAAGAUCACUCAAAGAUCAAAAAACUUAAGUUAAAGCACAAGUUGGUAGGCACUGGGUUGUAGUGUGUAAUGUAUUCUGAUAAUGAUCUCACAGGAACUUCUUGCCCAGGAGAAGACACAGGCAUCAAGUUCAAACAAUGAGGAGGUUGACCUUGACGAGCUUAUGGAUGAUCCUGAGCUGGAAAAAUUGCAUGCUGAUAGGAUUGCAGCGCUAAAGGAUUUAUUUGAACAGAAAGAAGCUGAGAAGCGAGAAGCCUUAAAAAAGCAAGGACACGGUGAGUGUACGGAGAUAAGUGAGGGAGAUUUCUUGGGUGAGGUCACUAGGAGUGAGAAGGUGGUUUGUGACUUCUACCAUAAGGAGUUCUACAGAUGCAAAACAAUGGAUAAGCAUUUGAAAGCCCUUGCACCAAAGCAUCUGGAUACGAAGUUCAUCCAGCUGGAUGAUGAGAUGCCUAUCUACAGUGUGGGAUUGUUCCCUCAAGGAGAGGGGGAUGACAAGAAUUCUGAGAAGACAUUCCUGAAUCUUGGAGGAAAAGAUGAUUUCACCACUGAGACAUUAGAGGUGCUACUGCUAAAGAAUGGUGUAAUUAGUGAGAAGAAAGAUGAUGAAGAUGACGAAGAGGAUGAUUAUCAUGAGAACACACGCAGGACAGUGAGAUCUUGUCUGAAUCAUGACUCGGACUCUGACUGAGCAGGGAAACAAUAGCAGUUUUCUAACAAAAUUGUCAGUGGUUCUUGCAACUGUAUGAAUUUUCACAAUCAAUUUUCUGUUUGUUAUCUCAAGAAAUACAUUUUGAAAAAGUGUUUUACAGUAUAGAUUACAUGUUAAAAAUAUAAUAUGUCCUAUGAA
Molecule: messenger RNA, 888 nt
Organism: Rubroshorea leprosula
Lineage: Eukaryota; Viridiplantae; Streptophyta; Magnoliopsida; Malvales; Dipterocarpaceae
Source: the annotation of a GenBank genome assembly